AUGAAUAGACAAAAUCCUGAUUUUAGACGUGGUAGUAGAGGUCGUGGUAGAAGUAAUUACGAUCGUCGUGAUGCUGGCCAUAGACAAGGCGGUCAAUGGACUCCAUCAGCUCCAUUACUUAGUAUUCCAGCAUUAAAAAUAGCACAACAAGAAGCGACAAUAGAAAAUUUCCGUUCCUCCGAAUUAUCGUCUCAUGGUAGUGACCGAUUAAUUGUUAUUACUAAUGGAGUUCUAAUUAAAACCAUAUGGAAAAAAAUUAUAAGAAGAGAUAUUAAAUCUUUGAAUCAGGGUGAUAUUAGAGUCUUUAUCAAUUCAGCGUUAGUUGUAACGAAUUAUCAUUCUAGUCAUGAGGUAGAAGAGUUUGUAAAAGCAUUCGGUAAUCCUGAUGGUGGCGUUAAAAAGUUAAGGGAAAUCAUCAACUUUCCUUUCAUGUCGUGCGAUGCGGGAUACAGGGACGAUGUAUUAUCCUUUCAACACGUUAUAUUACCUUUAUUGGGUUUAUUGACUAGAACUUCUAUUACUGAAUGUAUUUUGGAAAAAUAUGUUCACGCCAUCUUUAUGGUUGUUUACAUCAAUCUUGACUCUUUUCUUUAUGAUAAUGUAAUGAAAAUGUUGGAGACUUUAGUGCAACGUAAUUCUGUUGCUGACAAUCAAAUUAGCGUGGAAGAAUUAUUGAGACGCGAUCGAUAUGCUUUUAUUCCAUCUUCGAUCGGAACCUUUUUUUUGAUAAUCGUACGGCUUCUCACCGAAUUAUUACGUCGGAUCAAAGAAGCAUCUAUCAAUGAGACCAUUCACAAAAUUGCUCGAGAUUUGCAAAAUCUUAAGACCAUAUAUCAACAAACUAUUCAACAUCAACAACCGUUCACAAUCUCAACUGACCCGUUAAUGAAUAAUUUGGAAUCAAGAAAUUAUUUUUUCAUGAUAUUAGAAAAAGAAAUGAAUACCAUGAAUAGAAUGUUAAAUAAUGGACUUGUUAAUUUAAUUGAUGAACAGGAUCAAAAUAAAAAAGGAUUAAUUACCAAAUCAACAUCGUUGAAAUAUAAAGCGAUUGCUAGAAAAGCUGAACUUGAAAGAUCUUUUGAUCCUCCUGGAGAAUUAUCUAAGAAUGGCAAGAGACAUGAUAACGAUUUUGAAGAAAUUUCAGAAAUAUCAAUCAUUCCUACGGUAGAAGAAAUUUUAUGUGAUCGUCCUCCUUUCUUACCAUUUUCUUAUCCAAAUGCACCACAUUUUCUGCCUAAUGGGGCCGCAAAGUUGCUUGAUACACAUUUUCGUUUAUUAAGGGAAGACAUGUUGAAACCCAUUCGUGGAAGUGUGACAAACUUAAUACAUGCUUUAUCACAAAGCUUGAGACCUUCUCUUAAUAAUAAUGAAUUUUCAAAAGAAUUAAGGAGGAUUCAAAAGGAAUUUGGUGGUUUACACGUAUAUACCAAUAUACAAUUCGUCGGUAUUACCUGUGAUAGGAAGAAAGGGUUUGCUUAUACUUUAAGAUUUACUCCCCCAAGAAAUCGCUAUACAAAUUCUGAACGGGAUAGAAUAGCAUAUUGGGAGAAAAGUAAAAGGUUUAUGAAUGGUAGUUUAAUUACUUUAUUGUUACCAAAUCCAGAUGCCGAACGAAAUAAUGAAGAAUUUGAUCUUAGCGAUACUUCUAAUAAUAGUUCUGACAAGUACCUGGUUUUCUUUGGUGUGGUAGCAUCAAGGGAUGAAAGAGCUUUGGCCAAGCAUGCGGAUUAUGCUGAUAUUUGUAUUAACUUUACUAAUCUAUCAAUUUAUCCUAUUGCGUUAAAUGAGAUUUCAAAUCUUCAAAAGGUAACAGAUAGAUCCUUAGAACAAAGAUUUAUGGUUGAAUCAACCGGAGUUUAUUUAGAAUCUUACUAUCAUAUUCUUAAAACCCUUCAAUCUUCAAAUCCUUCUUCUCUCCCAUUUGAAAAAUAUUUUGCUCCGAAUAUUGAUGACAUGCGUGAAUCAAGUUAUGUCGUAGUUGAACCACCAAUGUACACUAGAGCACCGAGUUUUGAAUUUGACUUAUCGAUUUUAUGUGAUAAGCGGCAAACGUUAAAAUUAGUUGUUGCCGAUACAAGCAGCCACAAUGAAGUAGCAAAGAAGGUUAACGAAUAUAGUAAAUUGGAUGAAACUCAAGCGAAAGCAUUAAUCUCCGCUCUAACACGCGAGAUUGUAUUGAUCGAAGGUCCACCCGGUACUGGAAAAACUGUAGUUGGAAUUGAGAUCAUGAAGGUGUUAUUGGCAAAAGAAAAUCGAAAAACAAAGAUUGGUCCCAUUCUCACCAUUUGCUUUACAAAUCACGCCCUUGAUCAAUUCUUAGAGCAUUUGCUUGACAUAAACAUAAAAAAUAUAGUUAGAUUGGGCUCUCGGACGAAAUCUGAAAGGAUUAAAGAAUAUAAUAUAGAAAAUGUUUGUAGAACCAAUUCUUAUGGCAAAGAAGGAUACGAAUUACGUAAUUCAUUAAAAGAAAUCGAAAGUCGCGUUAAUGAACUUAACAACACUUUGUCCAAUAACAGGUUGAGAUGGAAGGAUUUAUCCAGUUACCUGAAGAAGAACGAAAGAAAGUUUUAUAAUAAAUUUGAUCGCGUGCAUAAUUAUGAGUUGCCAAGUUGGGUUUUAGGAACUUAUAGUGAUGAAGAAGAAUUUUUGAAUGAAUUUAAGUUUGUUCAUAAUAGAUCAGCGAAUAUUCCCAUAUUCGAGAAAUGGUUAAAAGGGAUGGAUAUUGAAAUGAUUAAUUCUAGAAAGAAUAUUUUGUUAAAUACACAACAGAUGAAUGAGAAAAAAAAGAAAAAGUCAACAAAUAACAAGUUCGUAUUUUUAGAUAAUGAUGAAAGUGAAACGGACUCAAGUGAUGAUGAUGAAUCACAAACCGACCAUGAAACAAUACAAUGGAUAUUGGAUUACGAAGAACCUGAAACAAAUCGUCCUUUGGAAUUAUUACUAAAUAUAAAUUCAAUUUGGAAAAUGUCAAGGAUGGAACGAAUUACUCUUCAUGAUUAUUGGCGUAUAAAAGUUAGUCAGGAAUCUAAAGAAAUUUUAUCAAGAUUACAAACAAUGUAUGAUAGAAUACGUAAUGAAUGGAGUGACGUUUAUGACGAAGGUCGUCGUCAAACGUUAUUAUCUUGUGAUGUUAUUGGUAUGACCACAAAUGGAGCAGCUAAAUUUCAAAAUUUAAUUAAAUCUAUCAAGCCAAAGAUUAUUAUUUGUGAAGAAGCUGGUGAAGUGCUUGAAGCUCAUAUCCUUAGUGCAUUAACCCCCUUAACUCAACAUUUAAUAUUGAUCGGUGAUCCAAAUCAACUUCGACCACAUAUUGCUACCUAUGACCUUAGUAUGGAUUCAAAUUUAGGAAAAAAUUAUCAAUUAGAUAAAUCAUUAUUUGAAAGGUUAGUUAAAGGUGAUAAUUCGGCUAAAAUUGAUAAAGUACAACUUUUAACUCAGAGACGAAUGAGAGAAAUUGAAAUUUCUGAUCUAGUUAGAUACACAUUAUAUGAGGAAUUAAAGGAUGGUGAAAAUACUGCUAAAUAUGAAAAAGUACGUGGUGCUCAACAUAAUGUAUAUUUUAUUAAUCAUGAUCAUCCAGAAGAUAGUUCUGACGGAGAAUUUGCAACGCUAUCUCAUGUGAAUAAUUAUGAAGUCAAAAUGGUAGUGGAGAUGGUAAAAUAUUUCAUUAAGAAUGGAUAUACUAAAUCUGAUGAUAUAGCCGUACUUACUCCUUAUUUGGGACAAAUGAUGAGAAUCAAGGAAGCCUUAUCAAGGUUAUUUGUUGUUGUCUUGGACGAAAGAGAUUCACAAGAUCUUGCUGAAAUGGAGGAAGAGCAAGAAAUUGCUAAUGAUUCCAAUGAAAAUAUAAGUGCUUCUACUUCAGAAAAAUCAUUAUAUCAACAAGUUACUUUAAGAACAGUAGAUAAUUUCCAGGGUGAAGAAGCAACCAUAGUAAUCGUUUCUUUAGUUCGUAAUUUCUCCAAUUCUGAUAGGUAUGACACUAUUGGAUUCAUAAAGAGCACAAAUCGAAGUAAUGUAUUAUUAUCACGUGCAAGAGAAGGAAUGUAUCUUAUUGGAAAUUCUGAAUUGAUGGCCACAAGAUCUGAAAAGAUGUGGACUCCUGUAAUUGAUAUGUUACGAACACGAAAUCCUCCGCAAGUUGGUUCUGGCAUGCCAAUUGAAUGUCAUAAGCAUCCUGAAUACAAGCAUAUUAUUAAUAAUCCUGAACAAUUUGAACAAGUUAGUCCUGAUGGUGGAUGUUUUCUGCCGUGUGGUGCAAAACUUCUUUGUGGGCACGUAUGUAUUUCCCUGUGCCAUUCGGAUGAUCCUCAACAUCUUAAAACUAAAUGUCAAAAACGUUGUACGAAAUUACAUUCAGAAUGUAAUCAUACAUGUCCAAAACUUUGUUUUGAAGAUUGCGGAAUGUGUAAUUUUUCUAUGGGUGAUAUAAUAUUACCUGUUUGCGGACAUAUUUUGAAAAAUGCCAAAUGUUGGCAAAAUCAAAAGAAGGAAGAACUUAAGUGCUUUACUUCAGUCCCAACAGUACUACCUGGUUGUGGACACACAAAAACCAUUUAUUGUUAUGAAUCCGUUGAUAAUGUCAAAUGUAUGGUUCGAGUUGAAAAAAAAUUGCCAAGUUGCGAACACUCAAAAACCGUUUUCUGCGAUCAAAUAUGCGGAAAAACGUUAAAUUGUAAUCACGAAUGUUUGGAUCGGUGUCAUGGCUGUCAAAACCUUUCGAAAACGCCUGGUGAAUAUAAAAUCAAAGACGAUAUUAAUUGCGGAAUCGUCCCUAUUGAACGAACAAAGCAUGCAAAAUGUAAACAUAUAUGUAAUAAAUCAUUAUUUUGUGGACAUAUGUGUGCAAAAAAUUGUCAUGAAGGGAGCGCAUGUUCGCCUUGUAGUGCUAGAUGUACAAUAUCAUGUGAUCAUUCAUCGUGUGAUAAACGUUGUAUAGAACCUUGUUCCGUAUGCGCAGAAACAUGUCCAUGGGAAUGUGAGCAUCAAGGAAGAUGUAGAUUAAAUUGUGGAGUUCCUUGUUUUAGAUUGCCUUGUAAUGAGAAAUGUAACAAGAGGUUGGAGUGUGGCCAUAUGUGUGCUGGAGUUUGUGGAGAAAUUUGUCCUACAAAAGAUUUUUGCAAUACUUGUGCUCCUGAAUCUGUUAAAAGACAAGUGUCAGAUGAAAUUAUGAAAACUUUAUUUAAUGAAGUGGAUUGGGACAGGAAUAAGAUGAUCGUUCUUUCUUGUGGACAUGUAUUUACCAUGGAAACUAUGGACAUGCAUAUGGGAAUGGAAGAUUAUUAUGAAGGUUCAAUCAAAUGGGGAUGGACUUCAGUUAAAAUCCUUCCAACAUCAUUUGCAAAUAUAAAAACAUGUCCAGAUUGUCGAACACCCAUCAAAAAUAUUAGGAGAUAUGGAAGAAUAGUUAACAAAUGCACCUUGGACGCACAAAACAAAAAAUUCUUAACAAAAUAUGAUAAUUUAUUGAAUAAUGUUACCAAGCGAAUUGUUUCACUUGAAGGUAGUAUGAAAAAUAACCAGAAAAUAUUACGCGGUCUAGGUUAUUUGCCCGCUGAUAAUUCUAGACUCAAGGAAAGUUUUCUUGGAGAGUAUCAAUUACCCGAGGUUAUCCCUUGUAAAUAUUUUAAAUAUGUUGACUCAUUUCAUGGAUUUGACAAAAUUAGUAAAAAAAUUUGGCAGGAUCGUGUCAGAGAAUUAUUAAAGUGUUAUCAAGAAUUAAUGUCCAUUAUUCGUGCGACAAAAUCACCACCUCAUAAGAAAGCUUUUGAUGCAUCCACUUCAACUUUAUAUCAAGCUAAAUUUGCAAGAGUGAAUCCUGAAAAUGAUUUAAUCGUUAAAUUAUCUAAUCUUAAAAUUUCAGAUGAUGACGAUUUUUCAACUCCUAAAAAUUUACUCUCUCAAACAGGAAUUACGAUAUCGAAAGUAGACCGUAGAAUUUAUUUAGACACACUUUUUGAAAUAGUCAACUUACAAAAAUUUCUAUUCAAUGAAUUUUUAUUUGUACUUCAAAAAAUCAUGAAAGCUGAAAGACCAAUAGCUACAAGAGUUGAAGAAGUUUGGAAAAAAUUUGGUGAAAGAUUACAACUUUCUAUUGAAAAACACCUAAAUACGAUUAAGGUAGUGGCAGAAUCUACUCAUUAUUGUAGACACUCACUUUUGGCCAAUAUCGAAAUAUUAGAAUUGGAUCUUAAUAAGCUUAUGUAUCAAUUAAAAUAUUCGUCAUCAUUUAAUAAUAUCCCUCAGACGAAAAUUAUGAAAGAUCGUAUUCAUAAUAUAUUUCCCAAUUUUUCUACAUAUAAUAUUGCAAAUGAAUCAUUUGAAGGCCUUAUUGAUAGCAGAUUAAAUAAUUUAAUUAAACUAGUUGAAUCUUAUGAUAAUAAUCUUAACGAAACUUCGCUUACUUUGCAAGAGUCUGUAUCAAUUCGUGAUGAAUGCUAUGAUCUAAAUCCCAAUAAAUUAGACACUAUGCAAGAGACAAAUAUUGAAGGAAAAUUAGAAAUUUAUCGUGCAAUAAAAACUGAUUUUAAAAAUACAGGACAUUGGAAUGAAUGUGCUAAUGGUCAUCCGUAUACGGACGGGGAGUGCCUUGAUUAUAUGGAAGUUGCUUGUCAAACAGAAGAAAUGCCUACAAAUGAAGUUGGUUAUCAGGCAGAAGAAA
Messenger RNA from Funneliformis geosporum, 6661 nucleotides. Lineage: Eukaryota; Fungi; Glomeromycota; Glomeromycetes; Glomerales; Glomeraceae. The record is from the annotation of a GenBank genome assembly.